AUGGAUUACCCUGAAGAGCAUAUGGCAUUGAAUGACCGUUUCUACGUUGAUGUUAGAGCGCUCCUCCUUAAACGGCAUUUGAAGCAAAAUCUAGAAGAGGUUUACGAAUUCAUCAAUGUAAAAACUGACCCAAAGGAAGAAGUUUUCGGAGAACAAAGUGCUAGUACAAUAUUCGGAGAAACAUUGGUUGAGCCCGAGUUGCAUGAACGGGUGCCAACACCCGUGCUGGUGGAAAACUGGCCUAAACUAAGCCACAAAUUCGGCCAGUUGACAGCAGUAUCCAUAGAUACCCAAGGAAAUCCCGUCAUUUUCCACCGCGCCGAUAGAAUUUGGGAUGCCAAUACAUUUAACGAUAGCCACAUCUAUCACAUGAUUGAAUAUGGUCCAAUUAAAGAAAAAACCAUAUAUGUUUUAGACCCGAAAACAGGCUCCAUUAUAUCUGGAUGGGGUGAAAAUCUAUUUUAUAUGCCUCACGGCAUGACCAUAGACACACAUGGGAAUUAUUGGAUCACUGAUGUAGCUAUGCAUCAAGCAUUUAAAUUCAAGGCAAAUGAAGAUAAACCUCAGUUGGUAAUCGGAAAAAGAUUUAGACCUGGCUCUUCAGUAAAACAUCUAUGUAAGCCUACAUCAAUUGCAGUGGCAACAACGGGAGAGUUUUUCGUUGCUGAUGGAUACUGUAAUCAGAGAAUUUUAAAAUUUAAUGCAGCUGGACGACUUUUGCGCACCAUACCUCAACCACCAGAAUUUCUUUCGCUGCAAGUGCCUCAUGCUAUUACCCUUUUGGAACAACUGGACCUUUUAUGUAUUGCCGAUCGUGAAAAUAUGCGAGUUGUGUGUCCGAAGGCCGGUCUGAGAUCAUCCCAAGGAGAGGGGCAACCCGCUGCAACAAUUCAGGAACCCGACUUCGGUCGGGUAUUUGGAGUAGCAUCAUAUGGACAUUUUGUAUAUGCCGUAAAUGGACCAACUUCUAUGCUACCCGUACGAGGUUUCACCUUGGAUCCUCGCUCAGAAACUAUUAUCGGCCACUGGGGUGAUUUCAAAAAUCCCCACUCUAUAGCAGUCAGCUUGAAUGAUUCUGCUUUAUACGUAACAGAAAUAGGAACAAAUCAUCAGACCAAUCGUAUCUGGAAAUAUGUUCUGGUUUAA
Musca vetustissima is the source of this 1146-nucleotide messenger RNA. RefSeq names its product peptidyl-alpha-hydroxyglycine alpha-amidating lyase 2 (gene Pal2). Gene Ontology annotation, cellular component: membrane; extracellular region. The coding region runs from base 1 to 1146 and encodes 381 amino acids. Gene Ontology annotation, molecular function: catalytic activity; protein binding. Lineage: Eukaryota; Metazoa; Arthropoda; Insecta; Diptera; Muscidae. Gene Ontology annotation, biological process: peptide metabolic process. The transcript has 7 exons. The record is from RefSeq and is a predicted model, not a curated record.